AUUAUUCAGUUAUUAGAUUUCUGGAUUUAUCAACUUCUUGUUUAAAAUACAAUUUUUGGCUGUCUUCCUAGUUCCUAGAACUGCAUAACUGGGAUAUAAUACCGGUAAUUAUUAUUUUGAAUCAUGGAUCCUGAAGAUCUUUCGAUCUAUGAACAGUCUGGCAUUGAAUCAGAGCUGUAUCCAUCAGAAGAACAAUCGGUUGGACCAAAUAAAGUUCAGGAAUUGAUAGAAAAUAACAAAUCCAUGCAAAACACUCUGAGGGAAACAUCCUACAGCUCCACACGAAAAUAUAAUCAAUUGUUAGAAUUCUAUAAAAGAAUUAAAUUGUCUUCUCAACAUAUUAGGCAGCAUCAUGAGCUUUCCCAGGCCAAGAUCAAUGAUCAACAAAAAGAAAUUGCUUUUCUCAAAGCUGAUAAAAUAAGUUUGAAAGAAGAAUUAAGGCGAAAUAAAUUAACAAGAGAAUUGGGAGGAUUGAAUAUCAACGAAACUACGGAAAUGAAUGGAGGAGGAGACGUUGAAGAAGAAAAUAUUAAAGAAGAAUACGAUGAUGCAGUUAAUGCUCUCACUCAUCAAUUAAAGAAAGCAGAUGAAGAGAAAGAAAAAAUGAGGGAAGAUUUUCAAGAUAAAGCUGCAAUUUGGAAAGAACAAUGGGAUCUUCGAGAACAGACUUUCACAGAACAGUACCAACAGGCAAUCAAGCAAGUUGGAUAUCAGUUGAAUGCUAGAGUGGAAGAAGUGAAAAUGGAACAGAAUGCAUUGGUUCUUGAAAAAGAGAGAGAUAAUCUCACACUAAAGACUCAAGUUACCCAACUUAUUGCUGAAUUGAAGGAUAAUGAAAAGUCAAUGUCCAAUAAAGAUUCUGUGAUUUCGAAAUAUCGCUCGGAUUUUGAAAGCAAAGAAAGCAGAGUUUAUCAACUGAGCAAAGAUCUUGAAUCAUUGAAAGACCAAAAGAGGGCGCUCAGUGAAGAAAUGAUCAGAUGGAAGCAGCAAUUUGAAGAUAUGAAACAACAGAAAGAUGAAAAAGAGAAAAGUUUGGAUGAACUGUUUGAGGAAUAUAAUAAAGAGAGAGAACUUAAACAACAACUGGAACAGCAGUUAUUAAAUGAGCAAUCUGGAUUACAGUCUGAGAAGCUUGACAAAGCAUACGCUCAAUACUUAUGUGCUGAAGAAUCUCUGAAACGUAAAAAUGAAGAAAUUACGACAUUGAAGAAGAGAAUGGAUGAAUCUGAAUCACAAAUAAGUGUUUAUAGGCAGCAGGCCUCCAUUUAUGAAAGAGACUUUGUGAUGGAAAGAGAAGCUCGACAGAAAUCACACAGUGAGUGUGAACACCUGAAAGGAGUGGUCGGCCAGGUAAAGGUUUUUUUUAUCUACUAUUGA
This is a messenger RNA of Styela clava, 1377 nucleotides long. The record is from RefSeq and is a predicted model, not a curated record. NCBI's taxonomy places the organism in Eukaryota, Metazoa, Chordata, Ascidiacea, Stolidobranchia, Styelidae.